Scheffersomyces amazonensis is the source of this 1484-nucleotide messenger RNA. It is a transcript of the gene GLY1, whose product is annotated as Gly1p. NCBI's taxonomy places the organism in Eukaryota, Fungi, Ascomycota, Pichiomycetes, Serinales, Debaryomycetaceae. Gene Ontology annotation, biological process: glycine biosynthetic process; L-threonine catabolic process. Gene Ontology annotation, molecular function: L-allo-threonine aldolase activity. Gene Ontology annotation, cellular component: cytosol. The transcript has a single exon. The record is from RefSeq and is a predicted model, not a curated record. Bases 263 to 1402 code for a protein of 379 amino acids.
UAAACUAUUUUACAUUACUUGGCCGUAACAGUUUGUGUUCCUGCUUUAAAGCAUAUAAAUCACCAGCUUCCUAAAUAUUUUCAAAUUAUAAAUAAUAUCAUUUUGAAAGGUGAUUUUGAAAAGUAUCGUAAGCUUUAACUUUCUCUGUUAGAAGAAAUUUAUUUCCAAUAGUUCAACUACAUUAUAGAACUUUGUUUAAACUAUACUCACCAUCCGAGUGCUACCGAUUGCAAAUCACAUCCAACAUCGGAUUAUUAAUAAUAUGACUGCUGACGAAGAAGAACAAUUUGUAACACACAACGAAUUCAGAAGUGAUACGUUCACAGUUCCAACUCGUGAUAUGAUCGAGUACGGAUAUUUAACCAGUACUUAUGGUGAUUCUGUUUAUAAAGAAGAUGAAAUAACACUUGAGUUAGAACAAAAAAUGAAAGAUUUGACUGGUAAACCAGCUGCAUUAUUCUGUGUAAGUGGAACUAUGUCAAACCAAAUUGGAUUAAGAGCAAACCUUUAUCAACCUCCAUAUAGUAUAUUAUGUGAUCACAGAUCUCAUGUCUUCCUUCAUGAAGCUGGUGGAUUAGCUACAUUGUCUCAAGCUAUGGUUCAUCCAGUUAUUCCAACCAAUGGAGAUUACUUGACUUUUGAAGAUGUCCUUAAUAAUAUUACUUUAGAUGAUGGAGAUAUACAUGCUGCUCCUACUAAAGUUAUUUCAUUAGAAAAUACUUUACAUGGAAUAAUAAUGCCAAUUGAUGAGAUUCGUAAAAUUUCCGCAUUUUGUAAAGAGAAUAAUAUUAAAUUACAUUUGGAUGGUGCAAGAAUAUGGAAUGCUUCUGCUGAAACUGGUAUAACUAUUAAAGAAUACUGUUCACAUUUUGAUAGUGUCUCAUUAUGUCUUUCUAAAUCAUUAGGAGCUCCAAUGGGAUCAAUUUUAGUUGGAGAUACUAAAUUUAUCGACAAAGCUAACCACUUUAAGAAACAAUGUGGUGGUGGUAUAAGGCAAGCCGGUAUAGUUACAUCCAUGGCUAUUUAUGCUAUCGAGCAUAAUUUCCAACGUCUUAAAAAAUCUCAUGAAUUUGCCAAACAAGUUGGUAAAUUCUGCAUUGAUAAUGGAAUUAAAUUAGAAUCACCAGUACAUACUAACUUUGUAUUCCUUGAUAUAAAAGGUAGUGGAAUAGAUGAUGUUUAUUUGAUUGAUUUAGCUAAAUCAAAAUAUGAUCUUAAAUUAAUGGGAGGAAGAAUUGCCUUCCAUUUCCAAUUAAGUCAAAAAAGUGUUGAUAAGAUUAAAGAAUGUAUAUUAGAGGCAUAUAAAUACAGUAUCGAACAUCCUCCAAAAGUUAAUUUAAAAAAUAAUAAAAAGAUGUAUAAUUAUGAAGCUAUGAGUACACAACCAGCAAUCAGUAUUUAACUCAUUUUCCCAAUUUAUGACUAGAACAUAUUAUCUUAAUAGAAUAGAGAAAUUAAUAAUAUACAAAUAAUGAUAAUAAUAU